Penicillium antarcticum is the source of this 1017-nucleotide messenger RNA. RefSeq names its product phosphoglycerate dehydrogenase. The transcript has a single exon. Bases 1 to 1017 code for a protein of 338 amino acids. NCBI's taxonomy places the organism in Eukaryota, Fungi, Ascomycota, Eurotiomycetes, Eurotiales, Aspergillaceae. Gene Ontology annotation, molecular function: NAD binding. The record is from RefSeq and is a predicted model, not a curated record.
AUGUCCCCAACCGACCGACUCACAUCUCUAAAAAACCACCUCCCACCCUCACAAGCCAACGAAAUCUCAAAAAUGAAGCUCCUCUACCCAACCUCUCUAAUCCUAGACACAAAGUCCCUGGAAGGCUUCUCCGUCUCCCUCCACCCGUACGACGUCACAGUCCCCAUCCCAGACACCCUAAUCGACGCCGAAAUCCUAGUCACAUGGACCAACAAGUCGGAAAACCUACGCGACGCAGCAGCGCGCAUGAAAAACCUCCGCUGGAUCCAAUCCCUAGCCGCCGGCCCAAAUGACGUCCUAUCCGCCGGCUUCGACGCCUCCCGCAUCGCCAUCACGACCGGUUCCGGCUGUCACGAUGAAACGGUUGCCGAGCACGCGCUUGGCAUGCUGCUCAAUGCCGCCCGCAAGUUCUACGCUAUGCGCGAUUACCAGAAUAAGGGUGUCUGGCCUGGUCAUCUUGGUGGGCCGCAGCCUGAUCGUGCCCCCGGCACGUUUACCACGCUGAAGGGGGCUAAUGUUACGAUCUGGGGUUUCGGAAAUAUUGCAAAGUGUCUCGCUCCCGUGCUUACGGCGCUGGGCGCAAAUGUUACUGGUGUUGCGCGGUCCGCUGGUGUGAGGAAUGGAUUUGAGGUUGUUGGAGAGGACGCGUUGUCGGAUGUUCUCAAGAAGACGGAUGCGCUUGUGAUGAUUCUGCCUGGUUCCGAUAGUACCAAUGGUGCGCUGGGCAGGGAGAGAUUGGCGCUUUUGCCUAAGCAUGCUUGGGUGGUUAAUGUUGGACGUGGUACUUCUGUUGAUGAGGGCGCUCUUGUUGAGGCGCUUGAGAAAGGGGAGAUUGGGGGUGCCGCGCUUGAUGUCUUUUCUGUUGAGCCGUUGCCUGCGUCUUCGCCGCUUUAUACGGCGCCUAAUCUUGUGCUUUCGCCUCAUGCUGCUGGUGGACGGCCGCGUGAUGCUGAGGCUCUUAUUGCUUAUAACUUACGGAGGCUUUUGGCUGGGCAGGAACUUAAAAAUUUGAUUUAG